Stylophora pistillata is the source of this 1780-nucleotide messenger RNA. Its product is annotated as ADP-ribosylation factor-like protein 1. Gene Ontology annotation, molecular function: GTP binding; GTPase activity. The record is from RefSeq and is a predicted model, not a curated record. Lineage: Eukaryota; Metazoa; Cnidaria; Anthozoa; Scleractinia; Pocilloporidae.
AAAGGCCACGCAAUCAACCGUGAGUGUUCACUCGCAAUUCCUUGCAAUCAGCAAGAAAUAUGGGAGGUUUCUUUUCUAGUCUGUUUUCGUCAUUGUUUGGUCAGAAGGAGCUACGAAUCCUUAUUUUAGGCUUAGAUGGAGCCGGUAAAACCACGAUCUUGUACAGGUUACAAGUUGGAGAAGUCGUAACGACUAUUCCAACAAUAGGAUUUAAUGUUGAAACAGUCACAUAUAAAAACCUUAAAUUUCAAGUGUGGGAUCUAGGAGGGCAAACAAGUAUUAGGCCAUACUGGAGAUGUUACUACUCUAACACAGAUGCUAUUAUAUAUGUGGUAGACAGUAUGGAUAGAGAAAGAAUAGGCAUUUCAAAGCAGGAGUUGAUUGCCAUGUUAGAGGAAGAUGAACUCAAAAAAGCCAUCCUAGUGGUUUUUGCCAACAAACAGGAUAUCGAAGGAGCCAUGACAGCUUCAGAGGUCUCAAAUGCUCUGGGUCUUUCUGCAUUGAAGAGUCGCACAUGGUCCAUAUUUAAAACCUCUGCAACUAAAGGAGAAGGACUUGACGAGGCUAUGGAAUGGUUAGUGGACAGUCUAAAAUCAAGACAGUGAUGAACAAAGCUGUUGGAUAUAAUUUAAAAGUAGUACACCUCAUAAAAUGAAGUUAGUUGGUAGAGCUUGGGAAUUGAGAAAGAUCUGCCUUUACCAACAAGUUGUCUUCUAUCAAACUUGUUUACUGUGUGUAAUAGCUAUUUUGUACCACAAAUCUAUAUGCUUAAGAAUAGAGUAAAUGUAUGCUCAAAAUCGGAAAAGAGGUCUUCUUUUUUUUUUAGAUUCUAUCCCCAAUAGCUGUCAUAUUUAAGUAAAUUUUUGAGCUAUGAAUAUUGUCAUGUUAUUGCAACAUUAGACUACAAGCAGUCUCUCCUUUUCGGUAAAGUCCAUUGCGCAAUUAAAAAAAAUACAAAUGAAAAUAUAGCUGUUGUCAGUGUGCUGCGGGAAGCUUUCAGAGUGACGCCAUUGCAUCACAUGAGUGAGGAGGGACUUCUGAUAGUCUAUUGCAACAUGUACCAGUACAUCUUGAGGUAUAAACAUUCUCUGAUGCAUUAUAAAACUAACUUUAUUCACACACCAGUUAAUUCUGAUUUAUUAAGAAAAAGUAUUUAUUUAGUACUCAGUUCACCUGGUAGCCACAGUUAUACUCCUCACUGAGCCGCCUGUUAACCCCUUAUGCCCUAAUAUCAGUAUGCAUAUUCUCCAUAGUGUUCUCUAAACAUUUCUUAAGAUGUUGAUAAGCAGAAUUUGUUUAAUAAUCAAGAGCUUUUUUAGUUAGUGAUGAUUUCCUUUAUUCUUGUGACGUUGAUGUGUGUUGCAGGGCUGUUACUGUGUGGAGAAAUUAGCUUCUAGUCACUCCCAGGGGUCAAAGGGUUCAGAUGUAAUUUUUUUUAGCCAUUUUGCUGUUUUCUUUUUUUCUCAUUUUGUAUGUAACCUUGGAAUAUUAAUAUUUUCUUUAACAGUGGAUAGAAGAAACAACAAUUACUGACAUUUCAACGAAAAGGAAAUAUGUUACGUUCAUUUUUGCUUUAGUUUGUUGUUUUGUAUGUAACCUCAGGUUUUGAGGACUAAAAUUACUAAGCUGGUUGGAAGUUUUUGCCUUUGUUUUUCUUGCUUUUUUUUUUUGUUACUGUUUUCUGAAAUAUGUAGUAACAACAGCAGUGUUCACCUUCCUUUGUUAAAUACUGCAAUUAGCGUAAUAUCCUAUUCAUGCGAAAUAAACUGGUGAAAACAUU